CUCCCAUUUCUCACUUAAGUCCGAGACAAUCCUCGAAGAUAACAAAAAAGUUGUGAUGGACUAAUACCAUGGAUCAUUCAACUCAGUUCGUGUUCCUAAUACUGUGCUCCAAAUGUAUAGCCGUGAACAUAAAGAGGAUAGAAGUACCGUCACUCGUCGAAGUAGGUGUGGAAUCAGUCAUCCUCGAUUGUGAAUACAAUGUGAGCUCUGUAGCGCCGGAUAGCGGGCUUGUGAUGAAGUGGUUCUUCAACGGUUCCUCAGGCCUUGUGUACCAGUGGAUUCCGCCUCUGAGGCCGCAGGUCAUUGGCCUCUUGAAGGGAAAGGUUGACAUGAACUUCAGGAUUUCGGAGGAACCGCUGCAGGCGUAUCGGGCUGUAAAGAUCUUAAACCCGAGUACACAUUUGAGUGGGAAUUACACUUGUGUGGUAUCCACUUUCAUGGAAGAAGAUCGGCAAACUAGGUCGAUGUUGGUUUACAGUUCAGGAAAACGCUUCCAUUUCUAUCAAGAAAAGAAAUACGUAUUCUGGGUGACGUUAAUAUGCGUUGCAGAAGAUCUCUAUCCAAGGCCUAAAAUAGCUAUUUUAUCACAGGGCAAACCUUUAAAACAAGCGGAGACGGAGAUCACGAUGGACUCGUGGGGAAUGUACUCGGUGACAGUGACGGCAGUGGUUCACGACGAUGACGUUGUCCACCCCUGGGAAGAGUUCGUGUGUACCCUCACCUUGCCGCCAGCCAACUUCACCUCUAACAGGACCACUGUGUAUUAUCCAGGAGGUUUGAUCUACGGGUACCAGGCAUACGUAUGGGUUGAAACAAGGAUAGUAGCAUACACGAUCAUCAUGUACAGCAGGAAUACUAUCGAUAGCAACUUGACUGUGAGUUGUCCGCCGCCACCUGCUAAGAACGGGUCUAAAUCAUCAAGGGGCCUAGUGGGGCCUUGUCCUUUAAUUAUCUCGGACAGUCUGUAUGAUACCCGCAAAGAGUGUAGCAGGCGAUCUUCAGUUGGCAGUGUCGAAAUAGUGCAGGGCAUCGACCCACGUCUGUCACGUCAUGUAACAUUACUGCCCAAAUUGGAACUCAACAGCCCUAAUAAAUUGUUGGACGAUUAUUUCAUAAGUUAG
Molecule: messenger RNA, 1121 nt
Organism: Hyposmocoma kahamanoa
Lineage: Eukaryota; Metazoa; Arthropoda; Insecta; Lepidoptera; Cosmopterigidae
Exons: 7
Coding region: 69-1121 (350 amino acids)
Source: RefSeq, a predicted model, not a curated record